Molecule: messenger RNA, 1394 nt
Organism: Gallus gallus (chicken)
Lineage: Eukaryota; Metazoa; Chordata; Aves; Galliformes; Phasianidae
Product: RNA binding motif protein 4B
Exons: 3
Coding region: 73-1179 (368 amino acids)
Biological process (GO): mRNA splicing, via spliceosome
Cellular component (GO): nuclear speck
Molecular function (GO): zinc ion binding; RNA binding
Source: RefSeq, a predicted model, not a curated record
GGCGCAAAGGAGGCGAGGAGGGGAGGAGCGGCGCCUCCGCCAUUUUGUCGCCGUCAGCGUCGCGGCCUGAAGAUGGUGAAGCUGUUCAUCGGGAACCUGCCGCGGGAGGCGACGGAGCAGGAGAUCCGCUCGCUGUUCGAGCAGUACGGCAAGGUGCUGGAGUGCGACAUCAUCAAGAACUACGGCUUCGUGCACAUCGAGGACAAGACGGCGGCCGAGGACGCCAUCCGCAACCUGCACCACCACAAGCUGCACGGCGUCUGCAUCAACGUGGAGGCCAGCAAGAACAAGAGCAAGGCCUCCACCAAGCUGCACGUGGGCAACAUCAGCCCCACCUGCACCAACCUGGAGCUGCGCGCCAAGUUCGAGGAGUACGGCCCCGUCAUCGAGUGCGACAUCGUCAAGGACUACGCCUUCGUGCACAUGGAGCGGGCGGAGGACGCGGUGGAGGCCAUCCGAGGGCUGGACAACACCGAGUUCCAAGGCAAGCGGAUGCGCGUGCAGUUGUCCACCAGUCGGCUCAGGACUGCGCCCGGGAUGGGAGACAAGAGCGGCUGCUACCGGUGCGGGAAGGAAGGGCACUGGUCUAAAGAGUGUCCGGUAGAUCGCCUGGGGCAAGUGGCUGACUUUACCGAGGCCUAUAACGAGCAGUACGGAGCCGUGCGCACUCCCUACACCGCGGGCUAUGGGGAGACCAUGUAUUACGAUGACGCGUACAGCGGGAUGGCCGACUACUACAAGCGCUACCGCGUCAGGUCCUAUGCGACGGCCUCUGCGUACGACGCCUACGCAGAGCAGACCAUGGCCCAGUACUCCCAGUACGCCCAGUACUCCCAGGUCCAGUCCACGGCCAUGGCGGCCACCACGGCCAUGGCCAGCCGCAUCCCCACCACCUUAGACCCCUACGAUAGAGCUCUGCUGCCCACCCCGGGCGCGGCGGCGGCCGCUGUCGCCGCCGCUGCCACCGCCGCCGCCGCCGCGGCCUCCUCCACCUAUUACACCCGGGAUAGAAGCCCCCUGCGCCGCACGGCAGCCGCGGCCACCACCGUCGGAGAGGCGUACACGUACGAUCGUAGUCAGCUGUCGCCGGUCUCGUCGGUCGCUCGCCCUUCGCUCUACGACAUGCAGCGCUUCGAGCGCGACCCGUACGCGGACAGGGCGCGGUACUCUGCCUUUUGAGCCGAGGUGAGCGCCCGGCGCGGGGCCGACCCUCCCGUGAGGCGUCCCCGUGGAUUUCCUGCCCCACCGAGGGGGGCCGAGAGCGAGAGGAGGUGUGGACAGGGGGAGGGGGACGCGGCCGCGCACCCCCAGGGCGGAGCGGGGCGGUGAGCGCGGCGCUGCCAGCACCGGUCCCUCCCGGUUCGGCGCUGGCCGGUUGGUAACGGGCCUUCGUC